AUGGAGAAUCCUGGUUCCAGACCUCUAGAGGUGGCAAUUUUGAUUGCCAGGAUGCUCCGUUGUGCCCUGCUUCAGCACUUGGAGCAGCUGACCCCAGAGGAACUGAGGACGUUCAAGCUGUAUCUGGUGGGUCACAUCCCCCGGGGUUAUCUUGAAGGAGCUGAUCGCACAGCAGUGGCUGAUCUCCUGGUUACUCACCAUGGGCAGGAAAAGGCGUGGGAGCUGUCUCUGAGCAUCUGGGAGAAGAUGGGCCUGGGGGAGCUGUGGGAGCGAGCCAGAAAGGAGGAUCUUGGAUUAGUUCCUGCUCUUCCAGUCCUUCCAGCCUCCUCAGAUGCAAGAAUUAAGUACCAAGAACGAAUGAGAAAGAAAUUCCAGCUCAUCAGGGACAGGAAUUCUCGUCCUGGGGAGCAUGAGCUCUUUCAGCACCGAUUCACACAGCUGCUGCUUCUUCAGAAGUACCGCUGCAAGGAGCAGAAACAGCAUGAGCUAUUAUUCCAAGGAUGGAGACAUGCUAAGGUCAUGGAGACGCUAGGACAGCUUACAGAGGUGUCAGCUUUAUUUGAUCCUGAUCAAAACACAGGAAUCCAACCAUACACUGUUGUGCUACAGGGGGCUGCUGGUAUUGGGAAGACCACCCUGGCCACCAAAGUGAUGUUGGACUGGGCAGAGGGAAAACUCUACCAGGAAAGGUUUGACUAUGUUUUCUAUCUCACUUGCAGAGAACUGAACCCAUUAGCAGAGAGAAAAAUGAGUUUUGCUGAUAUAAUUUUUAGUGACUGGCCUGGCCCCCAGGCUUCCAUGAGAGACAUCAUGUCCCAGCCAGAGAGACUUCUGUUCAUCAUCGAUGGUUUAGAUGAACUGAAAUUCCCUUGUAACGAGCACAGAUAUGAUCUGUGCAAAGACUGGAAGCAGCCGAGGCCAGUGCCCAUCCUGCUGAGCAGCUUACUAAGGAAAAUCAUGCUCCCUGAAGCUUCCUUGCUGCUCACUACAAGACUCACUGCUCUGGGGAAAUUUAGUUUUUUGUUAGAGAAUCCACGUCAUGUGGAUAUCAAGGGCUUCUCUGUGAGGCAGAGGAUGGAGUUUUUCUGCAAAUUUUUCAGAGAUGAAGAUGUAGGUCAAAAAGCCUUUAGUUUAGUAGAAGGCAAUGACACACUGCUCACCAUGUGCUCUGUUCCCCUGAUGUGCUGGAUUGUCUGCACUUGCCUGAAACAACAAAAGGAGAGAGGACAAGAUCUCAUCCAGGCUUUGAAAACUACCACUGCUGUAUAUAUGUGUUAUCUUUCUGAUUUAAUCACACCUGAUGACAAAGACUUUAUACUUCAACAUUUUAGGGGCCUUUGUGGAUUGGCUGCUGAGGGGAUCUGGGGAAGGAAACUGCUGUUUGAGGAGGAGGACCUGAGGAGACACAACUUAGAGGGAGUUGAUGUCUCUGCCUUCUUAGACAUGAACAUUUUUCAGAAAGACAGUGGCUGUGAAAACUGUUAUAGCUUCAUUCACUUGAGUUUUCAAGAGUUUUUUGCUGCCGUGUUUUAUUUGAUGAGCAGAGAAAAAGAAGGGGCAAAGAACCCUGACUCCUCCAUUCCAGAUGUCAAAAAACUUCUGGAAGAGUGUAGCUCACAUGAUGCCAGUUUUGUGGUCUUGGUGGUGCGCUUCCUAUUUGGAUUCCUAAAUGCAGAAACAUCAAGGGAGCUGGAGAGGAAGUUCAGAUGUAGAAUGUCCCCAGAAAUCAAAUCAAAAUUACUGCAGUGGGUUGAGGGAGAAACCAAAAGAGAUUAUAAAGAAUCCUUCUUUUCUGAAUCUAAUUCUCCAAAUUGGUGUUCUCUUUUAUAUGAGACUCAAGAAGCUGAGUUUGUAACACAGGCACUAGUUAACGUCCAAGAAAUGAACUUACAUUCUGACUCUGACUGCGAAAUCCUGAGUACAGCUUUCUGUGUUAAACACUGCCCUGGGAUACAGAGAAUUUCCUUUUCUUGUACUUCUGAUGUACCUGAUGGUGUUUGGCAAGAUUUCUUCUUCGUGGUCAAGAAGAGUCAGAACCUCAAAGAGCUCCAGCUGUUUUACAGUUCAAUUGUUCGUGUAUGCAUGGACAAACUUUGUGUGGGACUAAGAAAUUCAAACUCUAAACUGGAAAAACUUAUGCUGGAAGGCUUCAAGGUAACUUAUUCCUGUUGUCAGUGUCUCUUCUCCAUUCCCAGUUUGAAAAGCCUGCACUUGCGUAAUAUUUUCUUUGAGGAUGAUGGGAAGAAGUUGCCGUGUGAGACCUUGGGGAGAAAGAACUGUCAGCUAGAGACACUAAGUCUGGCAUCUUGUCAUCUUACCUCUACAUGUUCCCAGAAUCUCUGUUCUGCUCUCAGUAGCAAUAAGAGCCUGAAACACCUGGAUGUGAGUGGAAAUUCCUUUGAAGAGGGAGGAAUAACACUUCUGUGUGAGGCUUUGGGAAACCCAAAUUGCAAGUUAGAGGCACUGAGACUGGCAUCUUGUUGUCUUGCUUCUACAUGUUCCCAGAAUCUCUGCUCUGCUCUCAGUAGCAAUAAGAGCCUGAAACACCUGGUUCUAAGUGGGAAUUCCUUUGAAGAGGGAGGAAUAACACUUCUGUGUGAGGCCUUGGGAAACUCAAACUGCAAGUUAGAAACACUGAGGCUGGCUGAAUGUUCUCUAACUGGAGCUUGUCUUCAGGAUCUCCUCCCUGUUAUCUGUGGCAGUGAGAACCUAAAAACUUUGGACCUGAGUUUCAAUUUCUUUGGUGAUGAAGGAGUGAAGCUGCUGUGCAAGACCUUGGAAAAGCAGGAUUGUAAACUACAAACACUAAUCUUCAAUCAACAUGACUUAAGUGAAGAAUCAAAGAGAGCAUUGGACAAACUACAAUCAAGGAAACCUUUUUCCUUCAUUACAGGAAAAGAUGAAGAUGACAUUCCUUCACUGAGAAGCUGAAGACACAGUGUAACCCUUGAUCGGCCCACUUAUUGGGUGACUUUGAACAAGUCACUUUUCU
Messenger RNA from Trichosurus vulpecula (common brushtail), 2992 nucleotides. Its product is annotated as NACHT, LRR and PYD domains-containing protein 12-like. Gene Ontology annotation, cellular component: cytoplasm. Gene Ontology annotation, biological process: regulation of inflammatory response. Gene Ontology annotation, molecular function: protein binding. Bases 1 to 2931 code for a protein of 976 amino acids. The transcript is spliced from 10 exons. Lineage: Eukaryota; Metazoa; Chordata; Mammalia; Diprotodontia; Phalangeridae. The record is from RefSeq and is a predicted model, not a curated record.